This is a messenger RNA of Drosophila kikkawai, 6670 nucleotides long. RefSeq names its product DNA polymerase zeta catalytic subunit (gene PolZ1). Gene Ontology annotation, cellular component: zeta DNA polymerase complex; nucleus. Gene Ontology annotation, biological process: double-strand break repair via homologous recombination; translesion synthesis. Lineage: Eukaryota; Metazoa; Arthropoda; Insecta; Diptera; Drosophilidae. The record is from RefSeq and is a predicted model, not a curated record. Gene Ontology annotation, molecular function: nucleotide binding; DNA binding; DNA-directed DNA polymerase activity.
UUGAAUUCUAGGCAAUAGAUUUAUUAAAUAAGUUUAUUUAUGUCCUUGCGUGAUGGCAGCCGCUGCCGAGGAUAUAGGCGUGUUCUCCUUGCGCCUGGUCAUCGCCGACUUCUACAUGGAGAAGCCACAGUUCGGACUGGAUCCCUGCUACUCCGAGUUGCGCGGCAAGGAGAUCAAGCGGGUGCCGGUGGUGCGGGUAUUUGGAGGCAACUCCAGGGGCCAGAAGACCUGCAUGCAUGUCCACGGAGUGUUCCCGUACUUCUACAUUCCGUACGACAAGAAGGACUUUGAGUCCCUGGAGCGCGGCAUCCUGCAGAUAGCCAUGCACCUGGACAAAGCCAUCAAUAUAUCCCUGGGCCAGGGCAGCUCCAAUGCCCAGCAUGUCUUCAAAAUACAGCUGGUCAAGGGGAUACCCUUCUACGGCUAUCAUCGCGUGGAGCAUCAGUUUCUCAAGAUCUACAUGUUCAAUCCGCGCUUCGUGCGCCGCGCCGCCAAUCUUCUCCAGAGCGGCGCCAUCCUCAGCAAGAACUUCAACGCGCACGAGUCACAUGUGCCCUACAUCCUGCAGUUCAUGAUCGACUACAACCUGUACGGGAUGAGCUACCUGCACGUGCCGCUGGAGGUGCUCAAGUUCCGGCGCAGCCACGAAGACGAGGUGGUUCCCUAUCCGAAUGUCAAGCCCGCCCAGCUGCUGGACACCAUUAGCGUGAGGAAGGUGGCCUGCAGUGCCUUGGAGGUCGACGUCAGCUCGAGCUUCAUCCUGAAUCGAUUUCAGUUGGUGACCAAGAGCAAGGGCCGCCAUACCAAUCCGGGCAUCGAGGCCAUAUGGAACGAUGAGAGCAUGCGGCGCCAGAAGCUGGUCGAAAAGCACACCGCAGCCGGGGAAGAAGAGAAAGUACAAGCGGUGCCAGAAUUGAAGCUGCCGGAGACUCAGGAGAGACUUCUGGUGGAAAGAGCCGAGAGCGAUAUCUUCUACCGGACCGCUUUGGAAAGCAAGCUGAUGACCCUGGAGCAGUCCACAUUGUCCGAUCAAACGCUCUCAGAUCAGACAAGUGUGGCCAAUGUCACCAUGCAGACCACCUUGCCCAGCAGCAAGGAGCAGCGGCGCACUUGGAAUUUGCAAAAGCUUCUGGCCAACGCCGUUUAUCCCGAGGAAUGCUCCCAGGAUCAGCAGCAGCUGCUGGUCAAUGCCUCCUUCAUUCAAAAUCAUGUGGCCUGCAGCAGUGGGAGCGGCAGUAAUGUCAGUCUUCCAGUUGCAAAAGACGAUUCCGAGUGCAUGGACGCUACAUUGGUGGAUGAGGAGCUUAUUCUGAGUCUCUCACAGCCACAUGGCGCAAUCCCCCACGAUGCCACCUUGAGGGAGGAGGACCUGGAGCUAUUGGAGGCGUUGCAGCAGCUUGAGGAGCAGAAUGACAACGAGUCCCCGGUGGAUUUGGACAGCUCAUUGGCUCCCUUAUCGCAGCCGCAUAAAAACUUUGAGCUGACUCCAGAGCUCUUGAGCAAGGAGACUGGGCUUGCUCUGGCCGACGAGGACUGUGAUUCCGAUGAGGAUGAGGGCGAGAGUACGCGGCAUGACUUCUCCACUGCCCUCGAUGACAUCGAUGAGCUGCUGCAUAAGCUAACCCAAAGUCAGCCCGAACCAAAGCCCGUAGAUCCUUCCACAAAGCUGCCACAAAUCGAUGGAGCCGACGAUGGCCUCCAACUUACGCCCAAAAAGCUAAGGAGCUCCAAGUCCAGGGUGACGAGUCCUCCCAAAACUCCUCCUACCACGCCCAGCCGCAUGAAGUCGCCCCGCACCCCCAAGACCAGUGCGGCCAAGAAGUACGCACCGCUGCCUUUGACAAUUGGCAGUAGUUCUUCAGCGAUGAAAAUUAGUGAGGAAACCACAAGGAAGGCAGUGAAUCCCCGGCUUAGCUUGCAACUUGAUCAGAAACCCAGAACUCUUGGGCCCGAGCUAUCGUUACGCAAGAAACUGGCGAUGACAGAGCUGCGGCGAAAAAGUGUUGAGGAAUCCAACAGUUUUAUACGCUUACAAAACGACCUAACACCUCUACGCAGCUCCAGACGAUCCACACGCAACUUGGACAAGACACAUGUGAUUUGCUCUUUUACGCCGCGGGAUAGGAAUCCCAGUUUCUCCGACAUGUUUGAAAGCGCCGAUGGUGAGCGUGAGCCAGAAGACGAGGAGAAGCAGCCACGAAGAAGUGCACGCUACCAGGUUAAGGAUAAGGCUAAUGCCGGUGAAGGAGGUGAGAAAACCAAAACAAAGAAGGUUACAAGCCAAAAGUCCAAGGAUACAAAAUUGGAAGAGAAAAAGCCACGUCGUAGUGCUCGUCAUCAGGAACAGAUGGAGCAUAGAAGUACAGAAAAAGAAUGGAAUGAUCCUAAAGUUCAAGAGCAGCCUCAAACUCAAAAUACAACAGAAAGAGCAAAGAUAUUGCUUCAGGAGGCAGCAAAUCCCAGUCCUCAGCCAAGGACACGAAAAAAGCCUGAAAGUCACGUUAAACAAAUUAAAGAACCCCAAAAUGGCACUGCUAAAAAAGCUGUUGGAGCAAACACUCCCAAGUCGAAGGUCGAAGAUGUACAAAAAGAACUCUUUCCGCCUGAACCAGCUCCUACUUCCCCAAAGAAAUCCCCUAAUCCCAGCGAAGAAGAGUACAAAUUCGCACUAAGCGAUGAAGAAGAGGUCAUUGAGUCCGAUACAGAGGCUGAAAAAAUGCCCAUAAAGCUGCGAAAAACUCCCAAUCUGCGACGUCUGCGUAAAAGUUUAGGCUCCAACCUAACUCCUAGCACAAGCCAAGCUCCACCAGAGAUCAGGAACACUCCUCGCUCAAGCCAAGAUCCACCAGAGUUUGAGAUCACUCCUCGCUCAAGCCAAAGGAGCAAUGAGAGCCACACUCCCGAGCUAAUGAAAAGCUUCUACGAGCACUCACUAAUCGUUAAUAGUCCUUCGGUGUUCAGUGAUGCAGUUGAGAGUCCCGCGAUGCCUUCGGCCUCUCCUCCUCGCCCCUGCACUCCCAAAAAAUCAUCCUUUGUGAUAACUCCUUUGGAACUGCCGCCCUCCUACGAUGAAGUGCUUCGUGGCUGCCGCAAGCUGGACAUUCCCGAGUUCGAGUUCCAGCAGCCCUUUUACAGCGAUCCAGCGGAUGUGAGCAAGGUGACGGAAGUCGGCUUCCUGGUGCUGCACAUACCCGGCAACAAGCUCAACGACUGCGAGCCCUUCCAGAGUGCCCUGGGCAAUGAUCGUGGCCUUGCCUCUUGGAGGCGACAGCAAUUGAUUGCCAUUGGUGGACCGGCAAUGCUGCAGCGGCAUCGAGGAGAGCAGCGUAUGCGGGAGUUCUUUAGCAGCCGACAAAAGGUAGUGGUGGAACCUGCCCAGAGUGCGCCCACACCGCAGGAUGCCAAGGUGUGGCUGAAGGCCCAGGAAGUGCUCCGUCAACGGGGGGAAAUUGUGAAGACAACCGGAGAUGUGGAUAGCCCCAUCAAGAUCAAGCGCCAGAAAAUCACCAUGAUGCUGCAGGCUGAGGGAGCCGAAGCGGGGGGAAGUGGUGAAGAGGAUGCUGGGGAGGAGUUGGACUGCAGCCUAAGCCUUACACCCUUAUCCCAAGCGAAGGGCAAGAGCAAGGAGACUCCAAUCAGCAGCAAGGCCAAAGAAGCACCUAAAAUUCGCCUAAAACGCGGCACAAGACUCAGUUUCAAGGAAGCCCAGCGGGAGGAGGAGGAGGUGGCCAGCUCACAGUCUAGCGAGCAGAGCGCCUCCAGCAGCGCUGUCCAGGCGGAGCUAGAGCGGAGUUCCUUUCUCCGCCAGCUAGAGGGAGCCUGUGGCCAGGCCCAGCAGCACGAUCUUAGCUUCGGACUGAGUCAUGCCACCCUGGACAAUACGUUCGGCUUCAAGGUGAACCUGGAGAACCUGCAGCAGGCUAAGGCGGACAUUGAGUGUAACCACCUGACCAUCAUGACUCUGGAAGUGUUUGUGUGCACGCGAGGCGAACUCCAGCCGGAUCCGAUGCACGACGAGAUCCGCUGCUUGUUCUACGCCAUCGAACACAGUCUGCCGGAUGAGAGCCUGCCCAGCAAGGCCUGUGGCUAUAUAAUGGUGAACAAUGCCCAGGAUUUGCUGAGCGAAGGGUUCACGCACGGGUUGGACCGCGAUAUUGAGGUGCAAGUGGUGGGCAGUGAAGCGGAGGCCUUUGAGGCUUUGCUGGUGCUAUGUGGGCGCUGGGAUGCAGACAUAUACGCUGGCUACGAGAUCGAGAUGUCCUCCUGGGGCUAUGUGAUCGAUCGGGCCAAGCAUCUGUGCUUCAAUAUCGCUCCUCUCCUAUCCCGAGUGCCCACACAGAAGGUUCGGGACUUUGUGGACGAGGAUCGGGAGCAGUUCACCGACCUGGACGUGGAGAUGAAGCUGUGCGGUCGCAUCCUGUUAGAUGUUUGGCGGUUGAUGCGCUCUGAGAUUGCCCUGACGUCGUACACCUUCGAAAACGUGAUGUACCAUAUCCUGCACAGACGAUGUCCCUGGCACUCGCCCAAGGCGCUCAGCGAGUGGUUUGCCUCGCCCUGUACACGCUGGAUCGUGAUGGAAUACCAUCUGGAGCGGGUGCGUGGCACCUUGGCUCUGCUGGAUCAGUUGGAUCUCCUGGGGCGCACCAGCGAAAUGGCCAAGCUCAUUGGCAUCCAGUUCUACGAGGUGCUGUCGCGAGGUUCCCAGUUUCGCGUGGAGAGCAUGAUGCUGAGAAUCGCCAAGCCAAAGAACCUGGUGCCUUUGUCUCCGAGUGUCCAGCAGAGGGCUCACAUGCGGGCUCCUGAGUAUCUGGCCCUCAUCCUGGAACCCCAAUCCCGCUUCUAUGCCGAUCCGCUGAUUGUCCUGGACUUCCAGAGCCUGUACCCCAGCAUGAUCAUAGCCUACAACUACUGUUUUUCCACAUGCCUGGGGAGAGUGGAGCACUUGGGAGGGAGUUCGCCCUUCGAAUUCGGCGCCUCGCAGCUGCGCGUCUCCCGGCAGAUGCUGCAGAAGCUGCUGGAGCACGAUCUGGUCACCGUGUCGCCUUGCGGCGUGGUCUUUGUGAAGCGUGAGGUGCGCGAGGGGAUCCUGCCGCGCAUGCUCACCGAGAUCCUGGACACGCGCCAAAUGGUCAAGCAGUCGAUGAAGCUGCACAAGGAUAGCUCCGCCCUGCAGAGGAUUCUGCACUCCCGCCAGUUGGGUCUGAAGCUGAUGGCGAACGUCACAUACGGCUACACGGCAGCCAACUUUAGUGGACGAAUGCCGGCAGUCGAGGUGGGUGACUCGGUGGUGUCCAAGGGACGCGAAACCUUAGAGCGAGCCAUCAAGCUGGUGGAGGCGAAUGAAGAGUGGAAGGUGCGCGUUGUCUACGGCGAUACGGACUCUAUGUUUGUCCUGGUUCCGGGACGAAAUCGAGCCGAAGCCUUUCGGAUUGGCGAGGAGAUUGCCCAGGCCGUCACCGAGAUGAAUCCACAGCCGGUGAAGCUGAAGCUGGAGAAGGUCUACCAGCCGUGCCUGCUGCAGACCAAGAAGCGCUACGUGGGCUACAUGUACGAGACAGCCGACCAGGCACAGCCCGUCUUUGAGGCCAAGGGCAUUGAGACGGUGCGGCGGGAUGGUUGCCCGGCGGUGGCCAAGAUGCUGGAGAAGGUGUUGCGUAUGCUAUUCGAGACGCAGGACGUCAGUCAAAUCAAGCAGUACGUCUGCCGGCAGUUCACCAAGCUGCUCUCUGGUCGGGCCAACCUGCAGGACCUGAUCUUUGCCAAGGAGUUUCGCGGCCUUAACGGCUACAAGCCCACGGCCUGUGUCCCGGCUCUGGCACUUACACGAAAAUGGAUGCAAAAGGAUCCCAGGCGUAUUCCGCGUCGCGGAGAGCGGGUUCCCUUCAUCAUAGUGAAUGGCCCACCGGGUAUGCAGCUCAUCCGGCUGGUGCGCAGUCCCCACGACAUUCUGGCCCACGAGGGGCACAAGAUCAAUGCCAUGUACUACAUCACCAAGGCCAUUAUACCGCCGUUGAACCGCUGCCUUCUGCUCAUCGGAGCUGAUGUCCAUGAUUGGUUUGCCAGUCUGCCGCGCAAGCUCUUGAUGACGCCGGCCGUGGGUACGGCCAACGAGCUGGCCGGAGGAGGCAGAGGCGCCAAGUCGACCAUCUCGCAGUAUUUCUCCACCACCAGCUGCAUCAUAGAUUGUGGCCGCCAGACCAAGGCGGGCAUAUGUCCAGAUUGCUUAAAGAAUGCCUCCAGGUGUGUGGUUGUGCUCUCGGAUAAGACGGCGCGCCUGGAGAGGGGCUAUCACCUGACCCGACAGAUCUGCCAGGCCUGCUGCGGUCGUCUGGGUGACCUUCAAUGCGAUUCCCUGGACUGCCCUGUUCUGUAUGUGCUGGAGGGAAAGCGGCGGGAACUGCAGCAAAUUGGACACAUUGAAAGGCUGUUAGAAGAGCACUUCAGCUGACCAAUUCACUUGGGGUGUAUAUAUAUAUAUUUUAACUUUCCGCCUUCGGCUUACAAAAGUUAAAGUUACAUUCACUUCAGAUUACUUCUGAUGCUGUUCUGCGUGUAUAAUACUAGAGGAGUUGUUAACUAUUGAUAUUGUUUAUGUUUGCCGUGUAUUGAUUAUUGAUUGUGAGCUAUGAGCAUGCAGGCUGCAAUAAAUGAAUGCAUUAAUGUUUACUUA